GGGCGGGGCCGCGCGGGAGGAGGAGAAAGACAGAGGCGGCUCGGCGCCAGCCCGACCGAGCGUUGGCCGUGUUCACCAAGUCCGAAUAACCAGUUCAGGAUGUCCAUCCUGGAGCGGCUGGAGCAGAUGGAGAGGAGGAUGGCCGAGAUGACGGGGUCGCAGCAGCACAAGCAGGGUGGCGGCGGCAGCAGCGGCGGCGGCAGCGCGGGGGGCGCUGGCGGCGGCACCGGAGGAAGCCAAGCUCAGUGCACGUCGGGCCCCGGGACGCUGGGGAGCUGCUUUGAGAGCCGCGUGGUCGUGGUGUGUGAGAAGAUGAUGAGCCGGGCCUGCUGGGCCAAGUCCAAGCACUUGAUCCACUCCAAGACCUUCCGUGGAAUGACCCUCCUCCACCUGGCCGCGGCCCAGGGCUACGCCACCCUCAUCCAGACCCUCAUCAAGUGGCGCACAAAGCACGCAGACAGCAUCGACUUGGAGCUGGAGGUCGACCCCUUGAAUGUGGACCACUUCUCCUGUACUCCUCUGAUGUGGGCCUGUGCUCUAGGGCACCUAGAAGCAGCUGUCGUGCUGUACAAGUGGGACCGCCGGGCCAUCUCCAUUCCUGACUCUCUAGGAAGGCUGCCUUUGGGAAUUGCCAGGUCAAGGGGUCACGUGAAAUUAGCCGAGUGUCUGGAGCACCUGCAGAGGGACGAGCAGGCUCAGCUUGGACAGAACCCCAGAAUCCACUGUGCUCCAAGCGAAGAGCCCGGUACGGAGAGCUGGAUGACCCAGUGGCCCAGUGACGCCAUCACCUCCCCAGAAAUACCCAAAGGAGUCACCGUCAUUGCAAGUACCAAUCCAGAGCUGAGAAGACCUCGGUCUGAACCCUCUAAUUACUACAGCAGUGAGAGCCACAAAGAUUAUCCAGCUCCCAAAAAGCAUAAAUUGAACCCCGAGUCCUUCCAGGCGAGGCAGGAGAAGCUGCUUUCCACUGCACUGAGUCUGGAACAGCCAAAUAUCAGGAAGCAGAGCCCUAGUUCUAAGCAGUCUGUCCCUGAGACUUUCCGCCCCAGGGAAGGGCUGAGGGGCUGCAGCCGGGAAGGCUCCCCUCCCACUCCAGAGACUGCAGGAUUCCAAGCCUCUGGAUCUCAGCCCGUAGUAAAGUGGAAUUCCAAAGGUCUUUACAUUGGUGUGUCUACAGUACAGGUGACUGGAACUCCGAAGGGGACCAGUGUAGGGAAGGAGGCAGCACCUUCGCAGGUGCGUCCGCGGGAGCCAAUGAGUGUCCUGAUGAUGGCUAACAGAGAGGCGGUGCACACAGAGCUGGGGCCCUACCGCAAUAGCGCAGAGAGCGAGGACUGCCCACAGCCCAUGGAUGACAUACAGGUGAACAUGAUGACCUUGGCAGAACACAUCAUUGAAGCCACACCUGAGCGGAUCAAGCAGGAGAAUUUUGUGCCCCUGGAGUCCCCAGCCCUGGAAAGGACAGACGCUGCCACCAUCAGCAGUACCAUGAGCUGGCUGGCCGGUUACCUAGCCGAUGUCGACCACCUGCCAAGUGCUGCCCAGAUCAGAAGUGCAUAUAACGAGCCUCUCACCCCUUCUUCUAAUACCAGCCUGAGCCCCGUCGGCUCACCAGUCAGUGAGAUAGCUUUCGAGAAACCCAGCCUCCCCUCCGCAGCGGACUGGUCUGAAUUCCUGAGCGCAUCUACCAGUGAGAAGGUGGAGAACGAAUUCGCUCAGCUGACCCUGUCCGAUCACGAACAGAGAGAGCUCUACGAGGCUGCCAGGCUUGUCCAGACGGCUUUCCGGAAAUACAAGGGCCGACCCUUGCGGGAGCAACAGGAGGUGGCGGCGGCUGUCAUCCAGCGCUGUUACAGAAAAUACAAACAGUAUGCACUUUAUAAAAAGAUGACCCAGGCUGCCAUCCUUAUCCAGAGCAAAUUCCGAAGUUACUAUGAACAAAAAAAAUUCCAGCAGAGCCGGCGUGCUGCUGUGCUGAUCCAGAAGUAUUACCGGAGUUAUAAAAAGUGUGGCAAGAGACGGCAGGCUCGCCGGACAGCGGUCAUUGUACAGCAGAAGCUCAGGAGCAGUUUGCUAACCAAAAAGCAGGACCAGGCUGCUCGAAAAAUAAUGAGGUUUCUCCGCCGCUGUCGCCACAGGUACAUGAACCCUCAUCUCGACAUUUUAGUCCCGAAGCAUAAUAAGACCACCCCAGUCACCUUAGCCACGCACGAACUCCCAGAUGCCACUAGUCCCCCACAGAUAACCAGGGCAAACGUCCUGAAUGACAUGAGGGUAACAGAACUCUCUCAGAUAGGGACCAAGUUGCUGCCGUGAGCACGCCGGUCGGCUGCUGCAGACGAUGCUGUGUGUGUUUUGAAUCACGGGGAGUCAUGCCAGCGUGUUUCUGUUUUAAUUUGGGUGCAAGGACAGCUUAGUUGGACUAGAUCUUCGUUCCAGAUUUUCCUUUAACUCUCUCUCUCCAUGCCACACUGCACUUAUAUCCUUCACUCUCUAAACCCUUGCUGUGCUAAUGUGAGUCCACACAGAAGAGGUUCUGUUCCCAAGGAAAGGAGAGGGAAAAAACCCCGUUUUCUGAUGCAGAACGGCCACUGGAUAGCUUGCGACCUCUGCUGGCCGUGUCUGAGCAAACACUCUGCAUCAAACCCUCUAUCACAGCCAGGCUGUGAUGAGCAGGCUCGGAGAUGGUGGGAGUGAAACUGGGCAGGGACGGAAAGGCACCUGGGAUAGGAGGUUGCAUUCCAGCUAAAAGGGGGCCCCCGCGGACCCCAGCCUCUUCCCGCCCGUGAAGCUAAGCCAGAGAGUUUCUCUUUGUUUUCUGAGUCUGAGACGCCUUCAUGAAGACGAGGUCCUCGACCUAGAUUUCCGGGGGCUGAACUUGUUUUCGUGGCGGAGUCCUCUGGCCUGCCCUCUGUGACAGAGGCUGUCUGAGCUGUGUUGAGACCACCCGCCACCUGGUCGUGUUGUUUCUCUGUGCAUCAGGAGCUGCGCGGUUUACAGAACCGAACUCGCGGUCCAGUCUCCUCCUCCUGUUCCACUGCACCCCACGCCCCGGUGUCCAGAGGCACUUUGAUUCCUCAGAGGUUUCGCUUUAGUUUUUUCCCUCCUCAAACUGUCUGCUUGGCUCACCUUGGCAGUAUGUCAGCUUUGAGGCUUCAUAGGGGUUAACGGGCUCCUCGUGUGCACUUUUACUUCAGUGAACAAAAUAACGCGCUUACAUGACAUUGGAAGGGACCACGUAGCCACACAGGCACAGCGAUAAGACCUUUGAAAGGAACAUCCUUUAGGAUAUUUACGGUGUUCUCCAGCUAGAAUGCUAGCUUACCGUAGGUCUCAGCAGCCCCUUCGAUCUCCACCAGGCAGUGAUGGGGUUUCUUCCCCCACCCCUGCGGUGAUUAACUCCCCAGUGAGGUACCAGUAUCCAUCCUCUGAAAUAGUACGUCUUGUUAGGAAAUGCACAUCAGGAUACGGGACCUGGCUGGGACGUGUGGAAAGUAAGCCUCUGGGCGCUGCCGAAGUCAGUCUCUUUUCCCGAUUGUUCAUUCAUGCCUUCGACUUAGCGGCAGGGACUUGUAACCAAAUAGAGCCGUGGCUGCUCCUCCUCUGGUGGAAGUGUCAGGGGCUUACCUGGGCCCUUUCCCCUAGGUUCUCCCACGUACUCGCACUCCUCUCCCCCUUUCCUCUUCCACCUGCAAGACAGAAAACCCCCGGAGGAUACACCCUGCCCCCAGAUUUUAUCUUCAAGGAAGUUGCCUUAACGUUACUCUUCCCUGGAAUGGUCACGAGUUAAAUUCUCCUUGGUCCUUCUGGGUCUUGCCGGUUUUCAGACUUGGAAAAUAGUGCAACCCUGGCGAUUACGAGCGAAGCCUCGUGAAGUCCCCUGUUCGUUGUCUCCUCUCUUUUCCGGCCGAAGCCGCCUGUGUUCACUUGGGGCGAAUCGAGAGGCUAAGAUAUUUCAACCAAAUAUAAACACGGAAAAGACCGCUUCCCACAGGAGACUGAUCAGAGGGAUGGGUUCCCUCCUGCUUUUCGAGUUCUCCUUUUGUAAACGAGCAGAGGCUCUCACAAGGGUUUUGCGUUCCUCGGGCCCGUAUUUUACCCAGUGAUAACCUCAUAAAGCUCGCAAGACGGAGCGUUAGGGAGAAAGCUUCCGAUUAUGGAGUCUGAACCUCUGUUCUCCCUUGGGGAUUAAACAGCGACCCCUACAGGCUCUGUUCUUCCCUUGCCCUUUACUGUUCCAGAUGUUAGACAGAUGUGCAGGCAAAUUGGAAUCACCUUUGUACACUGACCGUGGACACUGCCCAUUCCCAUAUAUUCAGGGAAGGGACUUGAGGCAAUCUUGGCACUCUACCGUGGAAUGAGAAGUCAUUUUCCCCAGGAUGAGUGUCACUCUGUUGCCAUUCUGAGUUACUGAAUGUUCUUUAAAGAGAAACUGUCGUUUGCCUUGUCCCUUAGAAGCAUUAAAAUAGAAAAUCUCUUGGGACACGCUCUUAGAAAAGGUAGGUAGGACGUGGCUUCAGGCAUCAGGAAGAAGUGUCCUGUGGCUCAGGGGUUUUGCUAAAUCAUGUGACCCCAACAUUUUUAGACGGAAAAGUGAAUCACUGAACUUCCCGCCUGCUCAUUCCACAUACCCCCACCACCCUCCUCUUCUUUCUUGCCAAAAAAAAAAAAAAAAAGGAACCACGUUAUAGUCUUUUUUUGUUGAAUAAAGCUAUUUAUAAGA
Messenger RNA from Phacochoerus africanus (Common warthog), 4723 nucleotides. Its product is annotated as calmodulin-binding transcription activator 1-like. Bases 100 to 2316 code for a protein of 738 amino acids. Gene Ontology annotation, biological process: regulation of transcription by RNA polymerase II. The transcript has 11 exons. Gene Ontology annotation, molecular function: protein binding; double-stranded DNA binding; transcription coregulator activity. The record is from RefSeq and is a predicted model, not a curated record. NCBI's taxonomy places the organism in Eukaryota, Metazoa, Chordata, Mammalia, Artiodactyla, Suidae. Gene Ontology annotation, cellular component: nucleus.